This is a messenger RNA of Gasterosteus aculeatus aculeatus (three-spined stickleback), 1940 nucleotides long. RefSeq names its product BICD family like cargo adaptor 2 (gene bicdl2). The record is from RefSeq and is a predicted model, not a curated record. Gene Ontology annotation, biological process: Golgi to secretory granule transport; vesicle transport along microtubule. Lineage: Eukaryota; Metazoa; Chordata; Actinopteri; Perciformes; Gasterosteidae.
UACAUACUGUAUGUUUCUUCUGCCAAGGAAACCAGCUCAGCCUCUCUUGUGCAAACACUCCCCAAACACACACUCUUACACAAGCACACACGCACACACACAUGCACAAACACACGCACAAACAACCCAAACAGGAAGACUAUACCUGUAUUGUGUGAGUUGGCAGGGAACUAUCAGAAGAAGGAGAGAAGAAAAGGAUUUGAACAAUACCAAGAAGACAAUUGGACCCACAGUGAAGUCCCUGUCUGGCAGAGACUUACCUGGAUUACAAAAGUGAAAAAUCAACCCGCUCUGGACCAGAUCAUCGAGGAACAAAAGAGAACGUUUAUGGUGGUGCACCUGCCACCUGCGUGAUCAAGCUCUUGACCUGGGAUAAUGCUUUUUUUGUGACUCCUACAAGCCUUCAGCUGUCAACAAUGUUCACCCAAAGGAAAGACAGUCUCCCGACCCCCAGCCUGGAGGACUCCUUCUUCCCUCUCUCCUCAUCCUCCUCAGUCUCACUCUCCUUUAAUCUCCCCUCAUCUACAUCCUCUCCCGGCAGCAGUGACAGCGGAGGGGCGAUCGAGACGGAUCUGAUACUUGCUGCAGAGCUGGGGCAGGCUUUACUGGAGAAGAACGAGGAGCUGGCAGCCUCUCUGGAGCAGAGAGAGAGGGAGCUGGAGGCUUUGCAGCAGGAGAAGCAUGUUCUGGACAGACGGCUGGAGAUGAAUGAACUGGUGUCUGGGCAGAGAGAGGCAGACCUGGCUGCAGAUUUAGCAGCUUUGAGGACUGAGCUGGAGAGACAUCACAGCCAAGGGCGGGACCGGCGGAAAGACGACGGCGCACAGCUGACUCAAUUAGCCAAUCAUAACCAACGCUUGGUGGAGCAGCUAGCAGAGGCUGUGUCACUGGAACACUCCUUGAGAACAGAGCUUCGCUCCCUCAGAGAAGAACAGGAUGAGUCCUCGUUCAGCCAAAGCAUCAACUUUACGCAACUGGAGAACAUUCAGGCGGAGAACAGAGUGUUGCUGGGGCGCCUGUCGUACAUGGAGGCCCAACUAAAAACCUCACAGGCGGACAGCGACAGGCUCCGCAUCGAGAGAGAGGGGCUGAGAGACCGGCUGUCAGAGCUCCAAACGAAACUGAGGGAGAAAGAAGCCGAGAUAGAGCAGGAACAGGGAUUGACGUUUGAGUUGCGAACGGUGAAUCGCUCUCUGCAGCAAAAAGCUCUGAACCUGGGAGAAGAGAGCAUUCUGGACAGUACACAAACGCAACCUUUGUCUCUGCAUAGUGAAAUUCAGCAAUCGCAGGUGAAAGAGGCUCUUCUAGCUCACUCCACCGUUCUGCAAGCAAGAAAUGAAGAGAUACAAGCGCUCAAAAAAGAGCUGCAAUCUCAAGGAGAAGAACUUGCGUCUUUGAAGCAAGAAAUCGAGCCAUUUCGCAGCAGCCCUGAAAAGCCGAGCUACAGUUCCUUAGAGAGUGAAGUGGCCACCGUGCGUCAGGAGAAAGAAACGCUCACUCAGCAGCUUCUCAACAUCAUCAAACAAAAAGUGGUGCUGUCGCAGGAGCUGGAAGUCUGGCAGGAGGACAUGCGGCUAGUGAUCAACGAACAGGUGCAGCAAAGGGAGGAGGAGAGACAGAGGGAGAAUCUAAGAGAAAGACAGACAAACAAAGCAGCGGGGCUUCAGAGAAGCAAGUCUUUGAGAUUGAAGGGAGAAGGAGGGAAAGGAUUCUUCUCCUUUUUCAAAGAAAAAUGACAGAAAAAAGGAGCAGCAGUUUUCUGCAUGUAUCCCUCCCACUGCCAGAUCCUGCAGCGAGAUAAUGUACACUUUAACGUGUAAUCAGCGUUACCAAGUCAAAUGUUUACAGACAUCUUAUUUGAAUACAUGUGUAUAUCUGUAUGUAUAUAGUAUAUGUUUCAGAAUUUUAUAUUAAAAUUGUGUAAAACCUGUUAAUCUCAA